CUGCAGAUUUUCUUGUUGCCACUGAGCUUCCGUUACUUCACCCUCCCGCAAGCAACCUCGUUGCACGUUAGGCCGGUGUAACUGACCACAUCGCACAAGAGUCCCACCUGGCCUCCAACGCUCAGUAAAGUCAGCCUCGAGCCACUCAAACACCAAGCGGGCCCUACAAGACCACAACCUAUACCUCUGCGACCUUUGCCAUCGGAACAGCAGUAUCUUGCUGGCAUGCAGGACCACCAUGACUUGGCCACACAUUUUGACUGGCCAGAAUCCCCGCCCUUGUCAUCCUCGACAACCGACAGCUGUUACAUGGAUGUGUUGUCCCCACUGUCUCUUGGAGAUAUCUCACAAGCAAGUGCGAUAUUUACACCUGCAACCCUUCUCCACUCCUCGACAAAGUCUGCAAUUCCAUGUCCACAGUAUGGACAACCUGAUUAUAUAACUACCGCCGCUGCAACGCAAAUAUACUACACAAACAUUCCAACCACCACACGCACAACGAGCACCACUAGCAUUGAAUGGGAGUUCAUUGGCGACGCUCAGGCUGAAGCAGCAGCAGCAACAGUAACGGCUGUCUCAGCUGCAACGACACCGACGAGGGGAACGACACCACUAAUGGAUCUGCCAGCGACACCGCAUCCAUCUAAAAGCUCUGAGGAUUCGCGGAUGAAGGACCCCAAGAAUGAUGGCGAUAAUAACGAAGAAAGCAAUAGUGUGGGCAAAGAGUUUUCAUUCAUAGCCGUCAAGUCUUCGGAAUUCCAACAGGCGGGAUCAUCCGUGUCAUCUUGUCAGAGCGAAGUACCAAAUACAAUUAUAGCUCUUAAGCGUGGCCGUGGCCGUCCCUGCCGUUCCUCGCCCAAUCGCACAGACCAUUACAUGGUCAUUGAUCUAGGUUCGACAACGAAUGCGCUUACGACAAUGCCCAUACCGGUCUAUAGCCCAGGCGAGUCGAGUAGAGUCGUGGGGACGAACACGAGGAAAAAUACUCCCUCGCCAUCUUACAUCCUUUCAGCUGCGACUUACUUCCAUCUAAGGCCAUCAAGUACCUCAGAGACCCCGCGGUCUUUACCGUCCCCUCCUAAGUAUCUCUUCGCCGAGCCCUAUCAGUACUCAGAUGUCAAGGUCGAUAGACGCUCCUGUAAUAGCCGAAAAGAGCUCAAGAUUGCACAGGCGAGGGCAGAUCAUGGAAUGCAAUAAACAAAAAAGCGGAAAUUAGAGCACCAACAGCCGACAUUGGUCAGGGUCCUGAUCUAAAAUAGAAUAAGCAAGCAUUUGAGACAAUGUCUUGAUUAGUCGAAAGCACUAGGAAGAGCUGUGCGCUGAAGAGGUUGACUUCGCCAUUCUUGAAUAAGGAAGGAGAGAAAUUCUAUGAAAAGAAAUGAAUACUUCGCCUCCCGCCGGUAGAGUCGCACGUUCUAAAGGUAUUCAAUCUACUGUGGUUUGUAAACAUUGAUCCAGAAGAUUCUUUUGCCGCAUACCAAAUGGCUACAGUAUAUACUUCCCCUGCGGUCCGUUCCAGAGAGUGGAGU
Messenger RNA from Gamsiella multidivaricata, 1529 nucleotides. RefSeq lists its product as uncharacterized. NCBI's taxonomy places the organism in Eukaryota, Fungi, Mortierellomycota, Mortierellomycetes, Mortierellales, Mortierellaceae. The record is from RefSeq and is a predicted model, not a curated record. Bases 226 to 1197 code for a protein of 323 amino acids. The transcript has a single exon.